Molecule: messenger RNA, 2277 nt
Organism: Danio rerio (zebrafish)
Lineage: Eukaryota; Metazoa; Chordata; Actinopteri; Cypriniformes; Danionidae
Gene: ndc80
Product: NDC80 kinetochore complex component
Biological process (GO): attachment of mitotic spindle microtubules to kinetochore
Cellular component (GO): nucleus; kinetochore; Ndc80 complex
Source: RefSeq, marked provisional
AAACAGCCAGUGACGUCAUACGAGUGAUCCGUUGAGCUGCGGUCGCGGAAAUUUUUGAAAUUUAACCGAAGCAUCGACGGAAGAAAAUACUGGUGUAAAAUACCAAACCCGCCGUAUUUCUGAUUCUGAUGCCGCUGGUGUUUAAUAUACGGAUAAGUUACAUCUGAUAUGCUGAUUUCUGCAGUGCAGUGUUAUAAACCCAACCGAGAAGCGUCCUCCAACUGAAGAUAAUAAAGGAGUGUGUUUUUAAAGGUCAAGAUGAGUCGGCGUCCCAGCAGCAGGUAUUCGGAGAUGCCCAUGCGUGUGACAGACAGCAGGAUGAGCCUGAUCAAUGCCACCCCUCAAAAUAAGGACAAUGCAUUUGGGAAGCUUAACAUACCUAAACCUCAGUCCACCACAUCUGAGAGGCGAACCAGCUUUUUUGGAAAAGGCAUUGGGGCAGGUGGCCAGAGGAACAGCAUGUUUGGUAGUUAUGGGGGCUCAGAGAAAAUGAAGGAUCCCAGAGCCCUACAUGACAAAGCUUUUGUUCAGCAGUGCAUCAAGCAGCUUUAUGAAUUCCUAGUGGACAGAGGCUUUCCAGGCAGCAUCACAGUGAAGGCUCUCCAGUCUCCAUCCACAAAAGAGUUUUUAAAGAUUUACGAAUUUAUCUACAAUUUUUUAGAACCAUCCUUUCAAAUGCCUACUGCCAAAGUGGAGGAAGAGAUCCCAAGAAUGCUCAAAGAUUUGGGAUACCCGUUUGCACUCUCAAAAAGCUCUAUGUACUCCAUUGGUGCUCCUCACACAUGGCCUCUGGCUCUUGGAGCUCUCAUCUGGCUCAUGGAUGCUGUCAAGCUAUUUGGUGGUCAAAGAGAGCAGGACCUGCUGUUCUCUGACUUCUCAGAUGAGCUGUGUGAUUUAGAGGACCGAACAGAGUACAACAAGCUCAUUAUGGAAUACUGCUCUGAUACCUACAACAAGUUCAUGCAGGGAGCAGAUACGUUUGAUGAUGAGGAUGACGACUUUCUUUAUAAACUAAAGAAGCUGUAUAAUGUGGAUGAGGCGCUGUUACAUUCCCAACAGGAGAAGCAUAGCAUGCUGAUGGAACAUGUGGAGAGACUUGAAAGGGAGAGCCAAACUGAUCGUUUAGUAGGCAAGAGGACGGAGAAGCUCAGAUUACAGACGGAUCUACAAAAGCUGCAGAACUAUCGUUGUACUCUAGAGGCUCAUAAAACUGGACUGGAGAAUAAAUCUGCUGGACUGACCGAGGAGCUUGAGGCUGUUGAGAUGCAGCUGGAGGGUCUGAAGCAGGAGAGGACGAGGCUGCAGCACAUCCUGGAGAAUCAGAAGUUUACUCCAGCUGAUAUUGAACGCAUUAAUCGAGAGAGGAAUGAACUACAGCAAACCAUUCACGGCUUAAGCCAGAGCCUAGAGGAGGGGGAGCAGCUGGUUUGGAACGAGGAGGUCAACCUGUCUAAAACCAAAGAGAAGGCGGAGUUGAAAGUUGCUGAGUAUAAUAAACUGGGUCGUAAGCUAAAGCUCAUCCCGCUAUCAGCAGAGAAUGCCUGUGGUCAUGACUUUGAGAUCAGAGCUGAUUACAGUGCCACUACCAUUACACAAUACAAGACACAGAUACAGAAUCCUCUGAAGAACAUGAUGGUUGAGGUGGAGGAAGAAUUCAGCAGACUCUCUAAUGUAAAUCUGAGUUUGGAAGAGACUGUUGAACAGGUGAAGUCCAACAUCUUUGAUAAGGAGAACGACAUUAAGCAGCUUAAGGAACAGAUUCGCAAAGUCGACCAGCAGCUGGAGAAUGCCAUGCAGGAAAUGGCGCUGGAGGAUGACAAGUGGGCAGCUGAAUUGGACUCUGCCGAAACUCAUAAGAAGCUUUUUGAAAAGAAUGUAAUGCAGGGGAUUGAGGAAGCUGAAGAGGAAGUCAAAGCUGCCCAACAACAGUAUCACGUCGUCGUGCAGGAAACUAAUGAGAAGAAUCGCAUGGUGGUCAAGAAUAUGACUGAUCUCUUCAGUUCCACAGUAAACCACCUGUUUGCUGUUGAGAAACACUGUGAUGAGCAGUUGAAAAGGUUUGACAAGCUGAAGGAUAUCGUCCGUGAGGAUGAGGCUGACAUUAACCAGCUCACAGAUCUGGUGGAAAACUUCAUUAAGAAAGCCAACAGCUUGUAAUGCUUAACUGUCCUGUUUUGUAAAUACUUUUACUAUUAGACUAAUUUACUGAUUCUAGCACCACAGAAACGUCUUUAAAUACAGAAUCAAAUGUUUUGUAUUUAUCCUGUAUUUACAUCA